AUGUGGAUCAUCAACUGGUUUUACGACGUCCUGGCGUCCCUUGGCUUGCUCAACAAACAUGCCAAGCUCCUGUUCCUGGGUCUCGACAAUGCCGGGAAAACGACCCUCUUGCACAUGUUGAAGAACGACCGCGUUGCGAUCCUUUCUCCUACCGCCCACCCAACAUCCGAGGAACUUGUUAUUGGAAACAACCGAUUCACCACUUUCGACCUUGGUGGUCACCAGCAGGCCCGCCGCCUCUGGAGGGACUACUUCCCUGAAGUUAGCGGAAUUGUCUUCCUUGUCGACGCCAAGGACCACGAGCGAUUCCCCGAGUCCAAGGUCGAGCUCGACUCCCUUCUCGCAAUCGAGGAGCUCUCCAAGGUUCCCUUCCUCGUCCUCGGAAACAAGAUUGACCACCCCGAUGCCGUGAGCGAGGAUGAGCUUCGACACCAGCUUGGUCUGUAUCAGACGACGGGUAAGGGCAAGGUGCCUCUUGAGGGGAUCCGGCCCAUCGAAGUGUUCAUGUGCAGUGUUGUUAUGAGACAAGGAUACGGCGAGGGUAUCAGGUGGUUGUCUCAAUAUGUCUAA
Molecule: messenger RNA, 570 nt
Organism: Aspergillus puulaauensis
Lineage: Eukaryota; Fungi; Ascomycota; Eurotiomycetes; Eurotiales; Aspergillaceae
Gene: sar1
Product: Arf family GTPase SAR1
Exons: 6
Coding region: 1-570 (189 amino acids)
Biological process (GO): vesicle organization; endoplasmic reticulum to Golgi vesicle-mediated transport; membrane organization
Cellular component (GO): COPII vesicle coat; endoplasmic reticulum exit site
Molecular function (GO): GTPase activity; GTP binding
Source: RefSeq, a predicted model, not a curated record